CAGCAGAAUGUAACGGGCAACUGGCCGAGAUCGCGCCGUGUGUGUAUUGCUGUGUUCGGGUUUGUUUUGAGUGCGAGUUCAAAAGUUUUAAAGUUUUCUCGUAAAAUAUGAAGGCAUUUUGAAGUGAUAGUGUUACAAUACUGGUGUUAUCAGAUGAAGUGAUAGUGUUGAUCUCAAUAUGAAGUGUGUUUUUAGUCAUUCAAGCUCAAAAGUCUUACGCAUUCCUUUCAUCACCUAUCCACAGGUGGGUAUUACUUCAGGUGAAUCAUAACAGGAACCGCGUUGAAUUCCCACCGUAGCUGUGUUCGUGUAAAGUGAAUUAUUUACAGUGCAUUCCCCGGAUAUAGUAUGAAAUAUUCUACGUUUUCCUGAGUGUUCGAGUCAAAGAAAGUUUUUGUCGCCCAGGUAGACGGGCUGGGUCUACCUACACCGUGACUGGCCACCACAAAGAAAUGCUGGCUAGAAUACUCAACAUCAAAAGCAGCAGGACUAGAACAAAUAAGAUGGAAGAAAAGGAGAGAUUGUCAACCAACUUGCAUUGUUUGUGUCCAAGAUUUCGUGUAGAAUUUAGUAGAUCCUUGUGUGUUACGGAAUAUGUGUGCAUCAUCAUAGUUGUUCUUCUUGGAAUAUUUCUGCUGGGAGCUUCUGUCAAAGCAGAGUCGCUGCAGGCCCCUAGGUUCAUCACCCAACCCUCGUCCUCCAGUAGUAUAGUCAGCGAAGGCCGGACGAAAAUCUUGCAAUGCCAAGCGUUAGGAUACCCUCCGCCACAGUACAGGUGGCUAAAGGACUCGGUGGAGCUUGGAGAAUUCAGCACGGAACACUUCUACAGGAUACUGAACACGAGGAGAGAGGAUGGCGGCAGUUACCAGUGUGUGGCCAAGAACGACGUGGGUUCCAUCCUCAGCAAGGCAAUAGAUGUGUCCGUGGCCUACAUGGGAGUGUUUGAGGACCAGAGUGAGCGGACGGUGAGUGUCGCACUGGGGGAGGCAGCCAUCCUCGACUUUCCUGCCAUCCUGAGUCACCCGGAACCGUUGGUCAUCUGGCAGGCAGACGACGGUACGCAGCUGUAUGGGCGCAAGUACGCAGUCACCGCACAACACCAGCUGAUCAUCCUCUCCGUCACCGACUCAGACCAGAAGGCUUAUAGGGCACGAGCCACAAACACCCAGCUCGGGAAGGAAGAGAACAGUGCAUACAUCCGGCUGGUGAUACGAGGAGGGGAUCCUGGAGGAGAGAUUGCUCCUGAAAUCAUUGUCAGCCCCAAGGACAUGAACAUCCUUAAGGACUCACUGGCCUCAGAACUGCAGUGCAUUGUCAACGCCAGGCCACUACAUGAACUGGAGACCCUCUGGAUGAAGGACGGCAUACCGAUCGAGAACACCGGUAUCAGCUACAAUCUCAACGACCCGUGGAACCACACUCUGAGCCUUGUGUCUGCCAACCUCACACACACUGGCCGUUACACCUGCCAGGCGCGGCUGCGCAGUGGAGGCUUCCCCACAGUCACAGCUGAUGCUCAAGUCACCGUUUUCGAGGCCCCCACGUUUGUGAGCAACAUACGGCCGGAGACUCUCGGAGAGUACGGUACCACUGUGACUCUGCCUUGUGAGGUCACGGGGACACCGGUGCCUUCAGUGCGGUGGCUUCACAACACACAGGACGUCAUGACCAGCACACAGAGCGACAGGUACAUGGUGGAAGAGGACAAAUCUCUCGUGAUCAAGAAGUUACGGAUGGAUGACACGGGAAUGUACCAGUGCGUGGCCACCAACGAGGCUGGCAGUGAUUCAGUUAACAUUUGGCUCAAAGUCAAGAAAGUGGGGCGGAGGGCACGCUGGAUUGACCGCGCGGUCUCCAGACUUCGCCAGUCUGACCUGCGCCGCGGGCCCCAUUCGUCUGCCCCCAUCAUGGAAGUGCCACCUCAGAACGUGACAGUCCUGGACGGCAAGGAUGCCAUCAUCAGCUGUCGAGUAGCCGGAGCUCCCACACCCAACAUCACCUGGAUCUACCAAGAUUCAGAGCCAGUAGACCUCAGCGGACGAUUGCAAGUGUUAGAGUCUGGAGAUCUGCUGGUGGCAGCUGUGAGAGAGUCAGACGCUGGCAAGUAUUCGUGCGUCAGAGCCAACGAGGCAGGCCAGGUCACGGCAGCUGGAUACCUGUCCGUUCUGGUGCGUACCCAGAUCAUACAGCCCCCUGUGGACACAAGGGUACUUCUGGGAAAUACAGCCACACUUCAGUGUAAGGUAUCCAGUGAUCCUACAGUUCCUUAUCAGGUCGACUGGUUCCACAAUGGACAGCCGGUGGGAGUGGGGACCCAGCGUGUGAGCAUCGCUGGCGACGGUACACUAGAGAUCCAGGCAGUACGAGCAGCAGAUGUGGGUGACUACACCUGCGCUCUGGUGUCGCCUGGCGGUAACGAGACGAGAACGGCAAGACUGAGUGUGAUAGAGCUGCCGUUUGCUCCCACCAACCUCGUGGCGACCCGGCUUGACCAUCGCCUUAUCAACCUCACCUGGGCGCCCGGCUUCGAUGGUAACAGUGAGAUCAUUAAGUACAUCGUGCAGCGACGGGAAGUCUCUGAUCUCGGUCCGAUACCAGACCCGUUGCUGAACUGGGUGACAGAGCUCAGCAAUGUAUCAGCGAGCAAGCGAUGGGUAUUGCUGCGCAACCUCAAGGCUGCUGCCUCGUACCAGUUCCGUGUCAGUGCUGUGAACAGUGUUGGUGAAGGCUCUCCAUCCGACCCCAGCAAUGUUGUCGCCUUGCCACAAGAACCACCAUCGGGACCUCCGCUGGGAUUUGCCGGGUCGGCACGUUCAUCAUCAGAGAUCAUCACACAAUGGCAGCCGCCCCUGGAGGAACAUCGGAAUGGCCAAGUGCUAGGGUACAUCAUCCGCUACCGGUUGUACGGCUACAAUGAGAGUCCCUGGACGUCACAGAACAUCACCAACGAGGCACAGCGUAACUUCCUUAUCCAGGAGCUCAUCACGUGGAAGGACUACGUGCUGCAGAUAGCUGCCUAUAACAACAAGGGAGUGGGUGUCUUCAGCGAUGGAAUCAAGAUCAAGACCAAAGAAGGAGUGCCGGAAGCUCCACCAACUAACGUGAAAGCAGAAGCCAUCAACUCUACAGCGAUCCAGGUCUGGUGGAAACCUCCUCAUCCUCAGAAGAUUAACGGUAUCAACCAAGGGUACAAACUGCAGGCCUUUAUCGGGGACUCGGUGAGCAAUGUGUUGAACGUACCUCCCAGCCUGUUUGAUCCACUGGCCCAGCAGAGUGCAGUGAUAUCUGGACUACGCAAGUACACCACGUACAACCUCACUGUCCUCUGCUUCACGGACCCAGGAGACGGUCUGCCCAGCCACCCCGUGGAGGUCACCACCCAGGAGGAUGUGCCAGACGAGGUGAGCAGACUGCAGUUCGAGGACAUAUCGGACCGAGCUGUGAAGGUGGUGUGGUCGCCUCCGGAAAACGCCAACGGGGUUCUGACCGGCUACACGCUCAGCUACAGUGUCAAGGACAAGCCUGAUACCCUCAAGACUGAGAACUUCACAGCUGACACACUCAGUGUCAAAGUCGCCCAGUUGCAGGCUACGACACACUACAGAUUUGAAGUGAACGCUUGGACUAGCAAGGGUCCUGGACCCAAAAAAGUGGCCACCAUCCAAUCUGGAGUAGAACCAGUGUUGCCAUCUCCACCCACUAAAUUGGCCGUUACCAACAUCGAAGCUUUCUCCGUCGUGCUGCAGUUUACACCUGGAUUUGAUGGAAAUUCUUCCAUCACAAAGUGGACAGUGGAGGCACAGACGGCUCGCAACACUUCCUGGUUCCCUGCGUUUGAGGAGUCCAGCCCUGAUGCGAUGACUCUGACGGUGGUAGGACUGAUCCCGUUUACACUCUACCGACUGCGGCUCAUUGCUCGAAAUGUGGUGGGUCCCAGUGAGCCUAGUGAGCCCACCAAGGAAUUUCAGACCAUCCAAGCCCCGCCGUCUCAUCCACCUCGCAACGUGACUGUACGCGCCAUGAGUGAUACCGAACUACGAGUCAGAUGGAUUCCGCUGCAACAGUCCGAGUGGUUCGGCAAUCCAAGAGGCUACAAUAUCACGUACCGUGAGGUUGGUUCACCUGCUCCUCCUCGCUUUGUCACCAUUGAAGAUCACACCGCUAACUCCCACGUGUUGGACAAACUGGAAGAAUUCGCUCAGUACGAGAUCGUUUUGACGGCCUGUAAUGAUGUCGGAGUGUCUGUACCGAGCCCAGUCGCACUUGAGCGAACCAGAGAGUCAGUGCCUUCAUUUGGACCGAUGAAUGUGGGUGCGAACGCUACGUCGUCUACUACUAUAGUGGUACAUUGGGGUGAUGUUCCACGCGAACACCGCAAUGGACAGAUUGAGGGAUUUAAGGUGUUCUACGGCACAGGGCCACGCUCACCACUACCCGUGCAGGUGAAGGACAUCCCGUCCAACGCAACCUUCACUACUACACUGACCGAGUUACGCAAGUUUGUUGUGUACAGCGUGCAAGUGCUGGCGUACACACGACUGGGUGACGGUGCCCUUAGCACGCCACCUGUCCGAGUGCAAACCUUUGAAGAUGCACCAGGAGCUCCGUCCAAUGUGUCAUUCCCGGACGUGUCCCUGACCACAGCUCGGAUUAUCUGGGAUGUCCCAGAGGAGCCUAAUGGACAGAUCCUAGCUUACCGUGUUAACUACCACCUGCAGGCCACCGGUAGUCUCAACUUCUCCCGGGAAUUUGUUCCUUCUGACAGAACUUACAGAGCUGCAGAACUGGAGCCGGAGCAGUACUAUCUGUUCUCUGUGACGGCGCAGACGCGAUUGGGUUGGGGCAAGGUUGCGCAUGCCCUUGUUUACACCACCAACAACCGGGAGACGCCACAGCCACCGUCAGCACCACAACUGAGUCGCAGCCAGGUCCAAGCGCAGCAGAUCACCUUCAGCUGGACGCCGGGCCGCGACGGCUUUGCUCCACUCAGGUACUAUACUGUCCAGCUGGCAGAGGGAGUCGGUCCCUGGGUGUCAAUACAAGAACGGGUGGACCCUGGAGUGACAUCGUACACUGCAACAGCGCUCAAGCCUUACACCAGUUACCGCUUCCGUAUCCAAGCAACCAAUGAUAUCGGGCCCAGCGGCUGGAGUGUGGAGUCUUCCCAAGUCAGAACCCUUCCAGCAGCUCCGAGCAAAGAGGUGAGUGAUGUGAAGGUGGUGCCUAUCACAACUACAAGCGUCCGGGUGGAGUGGCAGGCCAUCCCGGAGGACUACUGGUCCGGAGACACGGAGACGGGGGGCUACAGGAUACUGUUCCAGCCUGUCUCGGACUUCCCCACCUCGCUGCAGGCCACACCGAAGCAGGAGGUUAAAGGAAUCAAGACAACACAGGUGGUGCUGACCGAUCUGACACGUGACCGGAACUAUGAGAUUGUGGUGGUGCCGUACAAUUCGCAAGGCAGUGGUCCUGCGGCACCUCCUGUGGCAGUGUACGUAGGCGAGGCUGUGCCGACAGGGCAGCCCCGCGGAGUGGUGGCGGAGCCGGUGUCCUCGACAGAAGUAAGGCUUCGGUGGCAGCCCCCCCAGCAGCGGGACCAGAAUGGUGACCUACUCGGCUACAAGAUUUUCUACCUGGCUACGGAGCUAGCGCAAGAUCUGAGCCCUGAGGACAAGGUAGAGGAGGAGCUAGAAGUGGUGCCUGCGUCCUACACUUCCUACAGUCUGGUGUUCCUCGACAAGUUCACACAGUACCGGAUACAGAUCCUCGCCUUCAACCCUGCAGGAGACGGUCCACGUUCAACUCCUGUCUCUGUGAAAACCUUACAGGGACUUCCGGGACCACCAAGUGACCUGAGGUUCUCAGAGAUUACCAUGACCAGUUUGCUUGUGUCCUGGGAUCCACCCAAGAAGAGGAACGGAGAGUUGAUCGGCUACAUUGUCACCUACGAGACGGCAGAACAGAAUGAACGAUUUAGCAAACAGGUGAAGCAGAAGGUGUCAGAUACGAGUCUGGUAGUGCAGACUCUGGAGGAAGAGGUGACAUACACGUUCACGGUGCGGGCCCAGACCAUCGACUAUGGGCCGGCAGUGCGAGGCAAUGUGACCACUGGGCCGCAGGAGGGCUCGCCCACUCGUCCCAAGGAACUCACUCUUGGCAAGACAGUAUCCAGUGUGGAACUUCACUGGGUCAAUGGUGCUUCAGGCAAGGGACCCAUCCUGGGAUACUACUUCCAGAGUCGUCGGAAAGCAGUUAUGGAAGAUUGGCAGAGGUAUGACACCCGCUGGUCCACAGUGACUCGGACAGGGAAUGGGCCACUGCAGGAGUUUGCCAUCUCGUACCAGAACCUGCUGCCCUCCACAGCGUACAACUUCCGUGUCAUCUCGUACAACAAGUACGGCAUCAGCUACCCAGCAUACUCGGAGGAUGUGGUGUUGACGCCAUCCAAGCUGUACCUGGAGUAUGGGUAUCUGCAGAUGAAGCCGUUCUACCGACAGACCUGGUUCAUGGUGGCGCUGGCGGCUACAUCCAUAGUUAUCAUCAUCAUGGUGGUGGCUGUGCUCUGCGUCAAGAGCAAGAGCUACAAGUAUAAGCAGGAGGCCCAGAAGACGUUGGAGGAGUCGAUGGCAAUGGAUAUUGAUGACCGCCAACAGUUGGCAAUGGAGCUGUACCGCAGCCGGCAUAGUGGCGGGGGUGGGCGGGGUACCCUAGCUCGCAAACAUUUGGCCCCACCAGGCCCACCCAUGCUGGGAAAGUCCCCACCUCGGCCCUCACCUGCCUCCGUAGCCUACCACAGUGAUGAGGAAAGCCUCAAGGGCUACGACGAAAACCCGGACGACAGCAGUGUCACCGAGAAACCUUCAGAGAUCAGCUCUUCUGACUCACAGGGAUCGGAGAGUGAGAACGAGAGUGUUAGAUCGGACCCGCACUCGUUUGUCAACCACUACGCCAAUGUGAACGAUUCGCUUCGGCAGUCAUGGAAGCGGCAGAAACCGGUGCGUAACUACUCGAGUUACACUGACUCGGAACCGGAGGGUAGUGCCGUAGUGAGCCUCAACGGUGGCCAGAUUAUCAUGAACAACAUGGCGCGCAGCCGCGCACCGCUGCCUGGCUUCUCCUCCUUUGUAUGAUCCCUCCUACCGUGCACUGUAAAUACUGUAUGUCCUCCAGUAAGGAAUUGCUAUUUUACUAUGUAAAAUGCUACUUGUUUUAAUGUAUCCUAGUGAUUUGAUGACGUGUAACGAUAAAUACACAUACGCAUUUCUAUAAAUGUUUAAGAAUUUAUAGUUAUAAACUUGAUUAAAAAUGUCUAUAAAAGAUCUCAAACUAAAAAAAAGAUUAGUUUAUUGUUAUAUAGUUUUCUUUUAAAGUUGAUUGUACUUUAAAUCGACUUAAAAAAGAAAAGAAAUCGGUGUUUCAGUUUGUGCGCUGUUGUGAAAGUGAUCGUCACAUGUCAUCAAUUUCAAAUGCCCCGUUUUUAAAAGGGGAUAUUCUCAUAGACAGUAAUGUAUUGUCAUUUUGUACGUUUAUAUAGUAAGAAUCAAUCAAUUGUAGAUAUGAAGUGAGCUAGAUCACACGGGCCAUCGGUGUCCUUUAAGUCUGAGGCAGCAGUCGCUCCCUGCCGUUAUAUUUUUAUACUUUUGUUUGAACGCGCACUGACGUGUCGACUGGGUGUUUAUUUAUUUAUUAUCAUGGUUUAUUUACAUGUUCUAGCAUAAUUGUGACAAACAUGACCAUAACUAGUGUAAUAUAGUGUAAAGUAGUAGCGGAACAGAACUGUUGUCAUUGUCACUGAACGGGGACGUAUUUGGUCACGUUGACGUCUCGUAUUGUGGCCAUUGCCCUCAAUAUUAUGUAUCAAAUGUGAUAUUUAGAUGUUUAAGUGUACACUUACUGAAUUGUGUGGGCAAGUGUAAUGAUCAGUGAACGGAAUCAACAGUGACUUGGAUUUUUUUAAUUUCAAUUUUUAACUUGGAUUAAUAUUUUACUGUCAUUUGCAUAAGUGAUUGCAAAAUAAUUAAUCACUUUUAACUAAUUAAAACAAUAGUUUUUAUUAUGUUAACACAUAAACUCAAACAUUAAAAAAUGUGAAAAAUUGGAUUUAAGGGUGAAAUUUUUUUAAAUUUUCUUAGGUUUUCAUUCAAAUAUAUUAUAUUAAAUUAGCAUACACUGUUAUGUUUCUGGAAUCACAAAGUUUGAAAUAAAAUGUGUAGGUUUGAUUGUUUUUCUUUAGACACAAUUCGGGAGUAAAACAAAAUUAGUUUUGUUACAUAUUAUUUAUGUAAUUUUUUAAUAAUCAUAAAAUUAUAAUACAAUAUAUUUUUCUGCGCUCUUUAUAAAUUACAUAAUGUAGAACAUGGAGCAUUUGGGGCAUUGUUUGAAAUCAAAGUAAAUUACCUCUCAGAAAAUAUUAUGUGAAUAGCUAGCGUUAAACUCUGUGCCACUACAGGGACUUUACAAACUAAUAUGUUCAACGGUUAACUGCCGUAUCACAUCAUCUCUGACAUAACCUUUUGGAAUACAAGGUAGAAUUCAUCUAACCUAAUUAACGGCACUAAUCUACGCUGUAACUAUUUACUUUAAUCCAAGCUAAGGUUUGAAAAUUAAGCUUAGUCAUUUACCAUACUUUUGACACACAAACCACUAGAUCAGUAGGUUAACAUAAAAGUUUCUAGAUUCCUGAAACUGUACUUAAUUACCCACUGCACAUGUAAAAUCGUUAAUAAUUGGAAUAAUUAAAAUUGGUUUAAAAAAAAACAUACAAAUUAGUUGUAGAGUUUUUAAAUCCAACUUACUGAAAAUUCCGUUCCAAACACUGAUCGUAAGUACUAUCCUCUUAAGUUGGUAAAUAUCUAUUAUUAGUAGGAAAUCGCGUACCCCAUCAGACUGUAUAAUUGUUCUACAUGUGAUAAUCAAAACUAUGAGCAUAAGUUUAAUUGUGAAAUUGCGUACUUGUAAAUGAUAUGUGCAAUGAAAUUAACUGUAACUAAUGUAAUCUGGUACGUUGUAAUAAGUCUCUUUUUAAAUCUUUGCACCGUUUCUAAAUUUUCCAAGACAGAAAAAUUAUUUCCCCUUGUUGCUCUCUUUUUAAGUCCGGUUUUCUUGUAGCCAUAAAAAUGUACAUCAUUUGUGUUUUGUUACUCCCUAUAAAUCGUAGUGUCUGUAGAAAUAUCAAUUACUGUAAAAAUUAUUAAUGUCUGUUUUCUGUGUUCAAUUUUAAAUUGUAAAUAUAUAUGUAUUGACAACUUGGAUGAGUCGUACUACACAAUGGUGGAUAUUCAACCUUCCGUCCACUGUUCAUCACUUUUUCACUGGCAGCUCUGUCAACACUAACUAUAUGUAUCGAUCGAUAUGUAUCUGAUUUGUAUUGUUUGUUGUCUACAAAACUAUAUGUACUGUAAGAAGGAGACUGACCGCUACUUAUGGUAUUGACUGUACUCGAGUGCUACAAUCCUUCAAUACUGUGAAAGAUUCCAGGUAUGAUUUCUAUCAUAAUUUAAAGGCGAGAUAGUUGUUACGAAAUAUUACUGCGUUGAAUCUAUUUAGCUCUUUUACGUUUUAGAAAUUCUACAAUUUACACAUUGAAUGUUUUACAAUAGGCGAUGUUUUAAUAUGUAUAUUUGUAUGCUCUGCAAUGUAUUUUAUAGCCAUAUUGUCAAUUUAUUGUUGAUUGUGAUGUAUUUAGUUUUUAAGUUUUAUUCAAUUGUAAAUAAAUAAAUUGUGUAAUUAAUGUUUUGUUUCCGUUAGUUACAAGACUUAGCGUUAGGAAACAUCUUUACACUGCAUAAAGUAAAAGUAAUUAAUGGUAAAAUAAAUUUAUUUAAAUUUUAAA
Molecule: messenger RNA, 9832 nt
Organism: Homalodisca vitripennis (glassy-winged sharpshooter)
Lineage: Eukaryota; Metazoa; Arthropoda; Insecta; Hemiptera; Cicadellidae
Gene: sdk
Product: protein sidekick
Exons: 34
Coding region: 453-7130 (2225 amino acids)
Biological process (GO): cell-cell adhesion
Molecular function (GO): protein binding
Source: RefSeq, a predicted model, not a curated record